Molecule: messenger RNA, 2172 nt
Organism: Caenorhabditis angaria
Lineage: Eukaryota; Metazoa; Nematoda; Chromadorea; Rhabditida; Rhabditidae
Source: the annotation of a GenBank genome assembly
AUGUUCUCCGAAUUGAAGCGCUUUCCGGUUUUAGUCCUCUACACUUGCGCUCUUUUCUUCUCCGUCCCACUUUCAUUGUUCGUUUGGUUCGUUCGUCGUGAGCUUAUCAAAGAAACUUCUGUUGCUGGAGAAGCAGAGGUAAGAAUGAAAAAUCUGUAUGAUUUUUUCAUUAUAAUAAUAUUUUCUAGCUCCUCGGUGGUCUUAAAGACAGAAAGAAGCUCCUUUCGCAAUCCGAUUCAUCUUCGUGUCCAGAUGUCCAGCUCCGUAUUGAAUAAUAAUUCAUUGACCAACACCACCAGAAAGGUAGGUAAUAUCCCAUUCUGCUUUCUCGAAAUCAAAAGAAAAAAAAACACUUUCAUCUAUUUUCGCCAUCUUCUAUGUUCUAAAUUGCAUGCACUCUGAUUCUAAUCAGCAAAAAUGAAAAACAAUUCAAAUUCACUUUCAUUUUCAGAUGCACGUCGUAAUUGUUCAUCCAGAACAAUGGAACGGUGGUUCCGAUCGGUGUACAGUUGCGUUGAUUCGACAUUUUGUAUCACAAGGUCAUCGAGUUACGUGGCUCACAACAAUGAUUGAUGAAUAUUGGAAAGAUCAUGAAUUCGAAGGUGUUGAAAUCCGUGAAGUUGGACUGAAACUUCAUCCAGGAGAUUGGUGGAGUCAAAAUGUUGCAUUGGGUUGGCAUAUGGUUUUCAGUAAUUUGAAUCCCGAUGUUGCAAUCAUUGAUCAUUCAGCAAGUUGUGUGCCAAUGAUAAAAUGGCGUUUCCCAGAAUGCAAAAUCUUGUUUUAUUGUCAUUUUCCACAACAAUUAGUUACACCAUCAAGAUUGUUUUUGUAUAGAUGGUAUGCAAAAUUGAUUGGUUUGGUUGAAGAAGAACUUUUUGGACAUAUUGAUCAAAUUUUUGUCAAUAGUCAUUUCACAGCAAGUCAAUUUAUUAAAGUUAUGCCAAAUAUUGAGAAAAACAAAGUUCGAGUAGUUUAUCCACCGUGCGAUAUUGACGCAAUUGUCACAUCGGUUAGCUAUUUUCAAUUUUUAGAGUCGAAUUCAAAAAUAACAAUUUCAGAGUGAUAUGCCUGUCAGUCGUCAAAAACGUGCUCAAAAUGCCGUUUACACAUUUUUAUCUAUGAACAGAUUUUGGCCUGAAAAACGUCUUGAUAUCAUAUUGGAAGCGGCUGCAAUUCUGAAGCGAAAAGGUUAUCCACUUCAUGUUCAACUCGCGGGUUCUGUUAUGCCACAUAUACCAGAAAGUCGAAUUUAUUAUGAGCUUUUGCAAAAAAUGACUGAAGUAAGUUUAUUGAUAUCGAGAAAAGUUGAAAUUUUGGAAUUUUUAGGAUCUCGAUGUUACUGAUGUUGUCACUUUCAUUCCAUCGCCAACUGAUAAGGCAAAAUUCCAAUUGUAUAAACAGUGUGAUUCUGCACUUUAUACACCACCAAAUGAACAUUUUGGAAUUGUGCCAAUUGAAGCUUUAGAUCAAAGAAGACCAGUUAUUGUUUGUGAUAGUGGUGGUCCAGCUGAAACUGUUUUAGAAAAUAUUACUGGCACAAAGGUGAGAUUAUGUUCGAUUUCCCUUUUUCACUUUUUAAAUGUUCGCUGACCUAAAAAGAAACUGUUUUCCUCUUUUGCGUCGAGGAAAAAACUGGAUUGCACCAAAAAGAUAGAAAGUUUCAUUCUCAAAAAGAUGUCGAUUACAGAUUGCCAAACCAUGCGGCGAAUUGUUGGCCGAGGCUAUGCUUCAUCAUAUGAACAAACUCGAAUGGCCCGAACUGGAUACUGACGAAGGAUAUGCAAAACAGGUUUGUACAGAUUUACAUCUUUUUCCCUUCCCUUCCGAAUUUUUUUCAAGAUUUGAAUCUUGAAUCGAAUUCUUAAUAAUAUUUUCAAGGGUUUAUUGAUCUUUGAAAACAACUUUGCAAAAAAUAAAUGAAAGUUGUUCAGCAAAAGAACAAUAAUUAAAUUUCAGAGAAGACGCCUGGAAGCUGAGUUUUCAACUCGUGGUUUCUGUGGUAACAUUGAUCGCGCAAUCGCUGAAAUGUUUGGUGAUUUGGAAAUUCAACCAUCAAGUUCUCCAGUUGUCACUCAACCUACACCAAUGGCUGCAAUUCCAACACCAACCCAAACUGAAAUUUAUAUGAAACCCCAAAACAUGGCUACAAACGGUAGACGUAGAGUUGGAUAG